Molecule: messenger RNA, 4799 nt
Organism: Styela clava
Lineage: Eukaryota; Metazoa; Chordata; Ascidiacea; Stolidobranchia; Styelidae
Source: RefSeq, a predicted model, not a curated record
UCCAAUAAUUUUAUGUGUUGCAAAAAAUGCACAUCUAAUGACCCUAAGGAUAUUUCGAAUCAUUUGAUGCCAGAAAAAUAAAAAUGAAGGACAGCAUUGCCUUGGAUGCUCAUUUGAUAACAAAGUGUGAUGUUGAUACAAAAUCAUCGAAGAUUUUAUCAUAUCCUGAAUUUCAAAAUCACCAAGUUAUAUCUCCAUAUAUAAGCAGCACAUAUGAUGAUUUCGAAGAAGAAUUUAAACAUCUUCACACUGAUGUAUUUCCAAAACUAAAUGAAUAUUGUCAAAAACGUGGUGCCUGAUUUGUUCCUGUCGAUUUCAGACGGACUGUAGUUGAAAGCCGUUUCUCGUCUGAUUUUGCACUUUCGCAUGCUUUAGAUAGUAUUAAACAAUGUUGCCCAUUUUUUAUGGCAAUUUUUGGACAAAAGUAUGGACCUCACAGAUUGCCAACGGACUCUUUUCUUAAUGCACCGGCACCAUUUGGUCGAUAUAUACAGAAUGCUCCAUCUAACCUUGACCAGAAUUUAAUGACGGCUGGAAAACUCGGCCAUUCUUGGGUUUUGGAGAAAAAAUGGCAACUUUGCAGUUUGAUGGAAUUGGAAAUACAAGCUGCGGCCCUUGAACAAACAUCAACUGCCAAAUAUUGCUUUUUUUAUAUUCGUGAUUUUAAGCAUUCAUAUUUGAAAAAGACAGACAAAUCAUUUAAUGCCGCUUCCUAUACUGCCUCUGAAAUUUCCAUAGAAAGUCGCCAAAGUGGAGAUGAGCUUGCGAUGUUUGAAGCAGAAAGCGAAUAUGCGGAAAAAAGGAUAAAUGAGUUAAAAAUGAGGAUUGUUAAAAAGGGAUGGACCAUCAAAUUUUUCUCUAAUCCAACUGAACUUGGACAUGCUGUUUUGCACAACUGGAUGAAAGUUAUCAAUCAGAUUUAUCCAACAUUGCCAAAUCAGAAUGAGUUCCUUCAUGAAGAUUGGAGUAUUCAAUCAACAAGACAAGAAUUAGAGGAAAAAUAUUAUUGGAAUGAUGAUUUGAAACGGGUGUCAAAGUCAAUGAAUCAACAUGUUGCCACUUCAGCAUUGAAUGAAAACAUAGACAAAGAUGCUCUAAUUAUGAAUACUGAUGAUGAAGCUUAUAUAAAAGCACCGAAAUAUGGUGAUGGAUUGUUUUCAACAACUAAAUCUUUCAUAGAAGCAGCUCAAUCAUUGCGAUAUCCUGAAACAGAAAGAGCAGAUAAUAUGAGAAAAGACAUAUUUGUGGUUGUCGGGGAUCCAGGUAGCGGAAAAUCUGCUUUGAUUGCUCAAUGGUUGAAACAAUUUGAAGAAACUCAGCGAGAUGUUUUGGUUAUAUCGGAAUUCAUUGGUGCAUCUCAUGUCAGUCGAGAUAUUGGUUCCUUUCUGAGAAGAUGUGUCAAAACAAUAAGAGAAAUUCGUGGCAACAAAAGAAUGACAUAUUCAGAAUGUUUGGAAGAUACGAAAAGUUAUUCAUCGCUUGUAUCUGCGUUUCAAGAAUGCAUAAAACUGAUUCCAUGUAUUCUCAUCAUUGAUAGUUUGAAUGAUUUAAAAGCAAGCAUGAAUGAAGAUAUUGGAUCUAUAAAAAGGCUUUCCUGGUUGCCAGAUAAAAUACCAUCAACUUGUCGAAUUAUUCUAUCUACAAGAAGAUCUGAUUUAACCUACAAAUCACUCACUGAAAGAAAAGAUGUUUCAAUCAACUGGAUUCCUAUUUUAUCAAAACCUGACAGAAUCAAAAUAUUGAAAACUCAUUUAACCAGGCACUCACUGAACAUAGGUACAAUCAACAGCGAAAAAAUCACUGGAAAUAGAUUGAGUGAAAAACCAUUGUAUCUGUCAACAUUGGCUGGUCUUAUAUCAUCUUGCACUAAACAACAAGAAGUUGAUCAGGUUAUUGAAAGAUGCACUGAAUUAAGAACUUUCAGAGACUUCUGGAAAGCUACCUUUAACCUUUGGACUCGUCGCUUCAGUUGGACCAAAGGUUCACAAGGUCAACCUGGAUCUUGUCGUACAAGGAACACUGUAGCUGGUUGGAUCGGCGAUUCAUUGCGUCUUAUAGGAUCAAGUAGAAAUGGUCUUCUUCCUUCUGAAAUUUUGCAUGUUUUAUCUUUGCUUGGGUAUAGAGGAAAAACAGCAGUGAAGCCAUAUGAUUGGAUGGUAUUUCAGAAAGCUGCUGGUAAUGCAUUCUCCACACGACCUGAAGGUACAGUGAUGCUGGCACACACAGAAGUUCGACAUGCAAUCAAAUUUUUUCUGCUCGGAGCAAUAUUGCCGACUGCUACUGCAUCUGCUGCAUCAAUGGGGAGUGUGAACCUACAGCAGCAUUAUCAUUCUCUUCUAUCAUCAUAUUUCCUCAAAUAUGGAAGUCAACAACGGAAACUUAUUGAGUUACCAUGGCAACUUGAGCAAGGGGGAGAUCAUAUAUUAUUAUACCAAGUUCUUAGUAAACCAAGGUAUUUUGAAUCAAUUUGUAAAGCGACAGAAGAUUAUCCAUAUCUUGAUAUGGAUUUAAUCAGAUAUUGGAAAAAAUUAAAUAAAGUUGGUUUCAAUCCACCACAUUACUUACAAAUGAUGGUCGAAAAAUCAACUGGAUGCUAUGAAAGUGGACUCAUGUCUAAGCGUUCAAGUUUGAUACCAGGAGCACAAAACUGGCAAGCUAGUAAACUAUCAAUUACUGCUCCACGAAUAACAAGAGCAGCAUCAAUAGUCAGUUCCGUCUCUCCCUUGAAAAGACCUUCGAUAAUUAUCAUCACCCAACAUGAUGAUGUUAGACGUCAAAGCACAAUUGGCAGCAGAUCUGAAACUGGUGAUUUUGAUAUGUCAAGUGAAGCUGGUAGUUGUAGUUUUUUUAUUACGGAAAGUGAAGGAGAAAUCUUUAAUUCAGGAUGGACACCUGCGGAGGAUGAUCCGGAAAUUCCUAUUGAUGAGUCAACAAUGGAUAAUGAUGAGUCAUGUGAACUCAACUACAAUGUUUGUAUGUUUCUAAAACAACUAGGAAAUGAGUUUAUUCAAGAAAGCAAAGAUGGAUUGCUAUCAUUAUCACAACAAUUUUUGGAGAUAAAACCUUUAUCAGGAAAACAACAAAUAAUCCAAUUCAAAACAUUGUGUAGUUUGGCAAUGAUGACGAAUGAUGAAAUUUCUGAUAAUUUACAUUUUGCAAGAUGUUUGUUCGAAGAAGGUUUAGAAAUCUAUGAAUCAAUAUCAACCAAUGUUUCGUCUGCAACAUUUUCUCAUGAUCUAUUCGAUUUGAAAAUAUCUGCUUGUCUUCAUUUGGCUCAGAUGUGCAUUGAUAACAGAAAUUAUGAAAAUGCAGAGAAUUUAUUGAAAGAAUCUGUAGAUGCAUCACAACAAUAUCAAUCUUCAACACAAGAAACAAAUGUUGCUUUCAUGUGUGCUAAAUUAUUUGUUGCUCAAGGUUUAUAUCCGCAUGCUGAAACAUUGUUUAAACGAGUUUUUACUGAGCGUUUGCAAUGGUAUGGACCUGCACAUAUAUCUGUUGCUAUUGUUUUGUGUGAAUUAGGUGAUUUAUAUUCGAUUUCAUCAAAACAAGGACAGAACGAAGGUCAAAGAAUUUCACUUUUGGCUUACAAACAAGCAUUACAUAUAUUUCAACAUAAUUCAGCUAAGGAUAGUGAAGCAUCUGUUCUGCAUAAAAUAGGUAAAUUGUUGAAAAUGGAAGGUUCUCUCUGUUCAACACAAGAAGCCAAAGAAUGUUUAGAGCAUGCAAUGGAUAUGUACAUGACACAAACUAACACACAACAUACUAAUGAUAUACCUGAAAUAAGCAACGACAUUCGAAAAUUAUCUAUAAAUCUCAAGAGAGGACAAUACAAAUAUGGUUCUGCAAAACCACCCGAUGAAAGAACCUAUGAUCGUCCAUACAGUACAUUGUCUUGGCAUGAACAUGAUUUAAAAAAAAUUCUGAAAAAUCGUCCAUGUACUGCACCGGCUGAUCUUGAAAAGAAUACGAAAUAUGGAAAACAAUCAAGUUUUCGAGCCAUAUCAGGAGGUACGAGUCGUCCAUACAGUGCUUUCAGUACUGCAUCAUAUGGCAAACGUGUUGCUGUCACGCCGAAAGAAAAUACACGAAAAAAGCCAUCAUCUGCUUUAUUGAAGCAUUUGUCUGAAAUACCGUCAUCAAUCCUUUCUGAAGGGAAGUCUUUGGCAGCGCAAGAGAAAGGGAAAGCAAAGGAUUCCACACAUGGUCUCACUUAUGAUAGUGGUGACCAUUUAGCAUUGAAACCCGAUGUUACAAUCCAUGGUGGUUGGAUAAAUCAAGCUGAUGAUGACAACCAUCUAGAUCUUGAUCAUCAUGAUGUUGUUACAUUUAAAGAAGAUGACACAAAUGAAAUUCCUGUCAUGAUUAUUCCUGCCGGUAGACAAAGUCGAUUGUCUGUCAAACUUGAAGUCGACACUCUCAGUGGAAAAUCAAUGCCGAUAUCAUCUUUGAAAAGGCAUUCACAACGUUCCUAUAAGGCUCGGUCAGAAUUUUCUUUUCGUAGUGGAGACAGCAUGAUGAUGAAAUCCGUCCUUCAAAUACGACAUAAUGCACAUAAAAAACAUUGUCACAUUCCAUCCGGUCCAAAUGCUCUUUCUCUCGCCGUCCAUGGAUCUCACAGCACAAUAGAAGCCGUUCUUCCUCCACCUAAAUCACCAAGGCAAAAUGUCGCAUCUUCUGGUCUGAGUCAUAAAACUGCCUGGUAUAAUGUUCCUGGUCGAUAUCCAAUGCCUGGACAUGUUCUACCAUCGAAACAUAAACAGCAUUAUCCUAUUGAAGAGCCUAAGAAACCUACACUAUGA